AUGAGAGAGGAGAUGCGUGUGUCGGGGCAGAGGCUUGGGCGCUGUUUGGGAGCGUGUGAGGCGGCGGAGCAGCGCACGGUGUCGCUGCAGGCUGAGGAAGGGCCGGAGCCGGUGCGUGCGGGCGGCGGCGGGAGCCGUGCGGGGCCCGUGCGGGGUCGGAAGGCGGCGUCGGCGAUGGGCGAGUGUUUGUGGGGUGCGGUGUUGCGGGUGGUGGCGGUGCAGGCGGCGUGGGCGCUGUGCUGGGGGCAGGUGCGGUACUCGGUGCCGGAGGAAGCGAAGGCCGGGACGGUGGUGGGCCGUGUGGCGCAGGACCUGGGUCGGGAGGCGGGCGAGGCGGAGGCGCGGCGGCUGCGGCUGGUGCCUGGGGGCCGGCGGGCGAGCGUGGAGGUGAGCGGGGCGAGCGGGGCGCUGGUGGUGAGCUCGCGGCUGGACCGGGAGGAGCUGUGCGGCAAGAGCGCGCCGUGCGCGCUGCGGCUGGAGGUGCUGCUGGAGCGGCCGCUGCGCGUCUUCCACGUGGAGCUGGAGGUCACCGACAUUAAUGACAAUGCCCCCAUCUUCCCCGCCGCCCGAAAAAACAUCACCAUUGCGGAAUUUACUACUCUCCCUGGGUCCCGGUUUCCUCUGGAGGGCGCGUCAGAUGCGGAUAUCGGAGUGAACGCUCAGCUCUCCUACACACUCAGCCCCAGCGAGCAUUUCAGAGUAGAAGAAGAAAACAGUAACUCGCGCAGUAAGUCCCUGUUUCUGGUGCUCACGAAAUCUCUGGACCGGGAGUCCAUGCCUGUUCACCGGUUGUUGCUGACGGCGAGUGACGGGGGCCGGCCGUCUCUGACAGGGACGAUGGAACUUGUAGUUUCAGUUCUGGAUGUGAACGACAACGCGCCACAGUUCAACCAAUCCGUGUAUAAUGUACAUUUGCCCGAGGACGCAGUAGAGGGGACGCUAGUGGCACGACUGAACGCUACAGAUCCAGACGAGGGAAGCAAUAGAGAAGUGAAAUAUGAAAUCGAUACUGUUGUUCCUCCCUCUGCCUCAGAUAUUUUCAGCAUCGAUGCCAAGAGUGGUGAGAUCAGACUGAUGGGAGCCCUGGACUUUGAGACAGUUACUUUAUACGAUGUACACGUUAAAGCAACAGAUAGGGGGACACCCCCGCUGUCGGGUCACUGCAAGGUGUUGCUGGAGGUGCUGGACGUGAACGACAACGCGCCGGAGGUGCGGGUGACGUCGCUGUCGGUGCCGGUGUCGGAGGACGCGUCGCUGGGGACGGUGGUGGCCCUGCUGAGCGUGUGGGACCGGGACUCGGGGUCGAACGGUCGUGUGCGGUGCUGGGUGUGGCCGUCGGGUCCGUUCGUUCUGGAGGCGACGUUGUCGGGGUCGUACUCGCUGGUGCUGCGGGAGUUGCUGGACCGGGAGCGGGUGUCGGAGUACGAGGUGGAGGUGCGUGCGGAGGACGGCGGUUCUCCGUCGCUGGGCGGCCGCGUUGGGCUGCGUGUGCCGGUGUCGGACGUGAACGACAACGCGCCGUCGUUCGCGCAGGCGGUGUACACGGUGCUGGCGCGGGAGAACAACUUGGCGGGCGCGGAGCUGGCGCGGCUGUGGGCGCGGGACCCGGACGAGGCGGGCAACGGGCGCGUGAGCUACUCGUUGUGGGAGGGCGCGUUGGGCGGGGGGCCGGGGUCGUGGGGGUCGGGGACGUCGGGGUCGGUGGGGGGUGUUGCGGCGUCGAGCUACGUGUCGGUGGAGGCGGAGAGCGGCGUGUUGCGGGCGCUGCAGCCGCUGGACUACGAGGAGGUGCAGGUGCUGCAGUUCGAGGUGCGUGCGGUGGACGCGGGGGAGCCGUCGCUGUGCGGCAACGCGACGGUGCAGCUGUUCGUGGUGGACGAGAACGACAACGCGCCGGCGCUGCUGCCGGCGGCGGGCGGCGGGUCGGAGGCCGGGUCCGUGUCGGGGGAGGCGGGGACGCUGUGGGCGUGGGCGUCGUGGGGUUCGCCGUCGGGUCAGGUGGUGGCGAAGAUCCGGGCGGUGGACGCGGACUCGGGCUACAACGCGUGGCUGCGCUACGAGCUGUGGGAGCCGCGGGGCAAGAGCGCCUUGUUCCGCGUGGGGCUGUACAGCGGCGAGGUGAGCACGGCGCGGGCGCUGGAGGAGGCGGACGGGCCGCGGCAGAGGCUGGUGAUCGUGGUGCGGGACCACGGCGAGCCGGCGCGCUCGGCCACGGCGACGCUGAGCGUGUCGCUGGUGGAGGGCGGCGAGGCGGCGCUGGCGGCGGCGGCGGGCUCGUCGUCGCUGCUGCCGCGCUCGUUGGCGGGCGGCGAGAGCGGCUCUGGGCCGGCGGCGGCGGCGGCGGCGGCGACGACGAACGUGUGGCUGGUGGUGGCGAUCUGCGGCGUGUCGAGCCUGUUCCUGCUGGCCGUGGUGCUGUACGGGGCGUCGCGCUGGGCGCCGCGGGCGGCCGUGCUGUCGGGGCCCGGGCCCACGACGCUGGUGUGCGCCAGCGAAGUGGGCAGCUGGUCGUACUCGCAGCGCCACAGCCGGAGCCUGUGCGUGGCGGACGGCGCGGCCAAGAGCGACCUGAUGGUUUUCAGCCCCAACUUCCCGCCGCCGCCCGGCGCCGCGCCCAAGGACACGCAGCCGGAGCCUCCCUCUCUCCUCGACACGGUCAGUGACAAUCCCUUGCUCUCGUCUACUUGUUCCCUCCUCCCUCUGCCCCUUCUCUCCCGCCCCCAGGGACGGCCCUGUCGGUCUCCGGGCUCCGCGCCCCUGGCUUGUGGAAGUGGUUGCUUUACAGCGCGGGGGGGCGGCUGGGGCCGGGCAGCGGAGCCGGUGCGUGCGGGCGGCGGCGGGAGCCGUGCGGGGCCCGUGCGGGGUCGGAAGGACUGGUCGUGUGCGGCGGCGAUGGGCGAGUGUUUGUGGGGUGCGGUGUUGCGGGUGGUGGCGGUGCAGGCGGCGUGGGCGCUGUGCUGGGGGCAGGUGCGGUACUCGGUGCCGGAGGAAGCGAAGGCCGGGACGGUGGUGGGCCGUGUGGCGCAGGACCUGGGUCUGGAGGCGGGCGAGGCGGAGGCGCGGCGGCUGCGGCUGGUGCCUGGGGGCCGGCGGGCGAGCGUGGAGGUGAGCGGGGCGAGCGGGGCGCUGGUGGUGAGCUCGCGGCUGGACCGGGAGGAGCUGUGCGGCAAGAGCGCGCCGUGCGCGCUGCGGCUGGAGGUGCUGCUGGAGCGGCCGCUGCGCGUCUUCCACGUGGAGCUGGAGGUCACCGACAUUAAUGACAAUGCCCCCAUCUUCCCCGCCACCCGAAAAAAUAUCAGCAUCGCAGAAUUUACUACUCUCCCUGGGUCUCGUUUCCCACUGGAGGGCGCGUCGGAUGCGGAUAUCGGAGCGAACGCGCAGCUCUCCUACACACUGAGCCCCAGCGAGCAUUUCAGAAUAGAGGAAGAAAACAUUGACUCAUCCAGCAAGUCCCUCUUUCUGGUGCUCACGAAACCACUGGACCGGGAGACGACUCCCGUUCACCGGUUAUUGCUGACGGCGAGUGACGGGGGCCGGCCGUCUCUGACAGGGACGAUGGAACUGGUGAUCUCGGUGCUUGACGUGAAUGACAACGCGCCCCAGUUUAACCAGUCGGUUUACAAAGUAGUUUUGCCCGAGGACGCCACAGUGGGGAAACUAGUGGCUCGUGUGAAUGCUACGGAUCCAGACCUGGGAAUUUAUGGAGAAGUAAUUUAUGAAAUUGAUUCUGUAGUUCCAUCCACAGCCGCAGAUAUUUUCAGCAUUGGUGCAAAUAGUGGAGAAAUCAGACUGAUGGAUGCCCUGGACUAUGAGACACUUAAGAUUUAUAACCUACACGUUAAGGCGAUAGAUAAGGGAAUGCCACCUCUAUCGGGUCACUGCAAGGUGGUGCUGGAGGUGCUGGACGUGAACGACAACGCGCCGGAGGUGCGGGUGACGUCGCUGUCGGUGCCGGUGUCGGAGGACGCGUCGCUGGGGACGGUGGUGGCCCUGCUGAGCGUGUGGGACCGGGACUCGGGGUCGAACGGUCGUGUGCGGUGCUGGGUGUGGCCGUCGGGUCCGUUCGUUCUGGAGGCGACGUUGUCGGGGUCGUACUCGCUGGUGCUGCGGGAGUUGCUGGACCGGGAGCGGGUGUCGGAGUACGAGGUGGAGGUGCGUGCGGAGGACGGCGGUUCUCCGUCGCUGGGCGGCCGCGUUGGGCUGCGUGUGCCGGUGUCGGACGUGAACGACAACGCGCCGUCGUUCGCGCAGGCGGUGUACACGGUGCUGGCGCGGGAGAACAACUUGGCGGGCGCGGAGCUGGCGCGGCUGUGGGCGCGGGACCCGGACGAGGCGGGCAACGGGCGCGUGAGCUACUCGUUGUGGGAGGGCGCGUUGGGCGGGGGGUCGGGGUCGUGGGGGUCGGGGUCGGGGUCGGUGGGGGGUGUUGCGGCGUCGAGCUACGUGUCGGUGGAGGCGGAGAGCGGCGUGUUGCGGGCGCUGCAGCCGCUGGACUACGAGGAGGUGCAGGUGCUGCAGUUCGAGGUGCGUGCGGUGGACGCGGGGGAGCCGUCGCUGUGCGGCAACGCGACGGUGCAGCUGUUCGUGGUGGACGAGAACGACAACGCGCCGGCGCUGCUGCCGGCGGCGGGCGGCGGGUCGGAGGCCGGGUCCGUGUCGGGGGAGGCGGGGACGCUGUGGGCGUGGGCGUCGUGGGGUUCGCCGUCGGGUCAGGUGGUGGCGAAGAUCCGGGCGGUGGACGCGGACUCGGGCUACAACGCGUGGCUGCGCUACGAGCUGUGGGAGCCGCGGGGCAAGAGCGCCUUGUUCCGCGUGGGGCUGUACAGCGGCGAGGUGAGCACGGCGCGGGCGCUGGAGGAGGCGGACGGGCCGCGGCAGAGGCUGGUGAUCGUGGUGCGGGACCACGGCGAGCCGGCGCGCUCGGCCACGGCGACGCUGAGCGUGUCGCUGGUGGAGGGCGGGGAGGCGGCGCUGGCGGAUCGGCUCCGGCGGGAGGCUCGUUGAUCUGCUGCCGCGCUCGUGGUGCUGCGGGCGGCGAGAGCUGGUCGUCUGCUGCCGCGCUCGUUGGCGGGCGGCGAGAGCGGCUCUGGGCCGGCGGCGGCGGCGGCGGCGGCGACGAACGUGUGGCUGGUGGUGGCGAUCUGCGGCGUGUCGAGCCUGUUCCUGCUGGCCGUGGUGCUGUACGGGGCGUCGCGCUGGGCGCCGCGGGCGGCCGUGCUGUCGGGGCCCGGGCCCACGACGCUGGUGUGCGCCAGCGAAGUGGGCAGCUGGUCGUACUCGCAGCGCCACAGCCGGAGCCUGUGCGUGGCGGACGGCGCGGCCAAGAGCGACCUGAUGGUUUUCAGCCCCAACUUCCCGCCGCCGCCCGGCGCCGCGCCCAAGGACACGCAGCCGGAGCCUCCCUCUCUCCUCGACACGGUCAGUGACAAUCCCUUGCUCUUGUCUACUUAUUCCCUCCUCCCUUUACCCCUUCCCUCCCGCCUCCUGGGCCGGCGUUGCCGGGAGCCGGGCUCAGUUCCCGCGGCCCGAGGGCAGUGGGUACUUGGCGGGCGCUUGAGGAUAUCAAUGGACCUUUUGAUCUGCCUCCGCGUCCUUGCCGGAGUCCCCCGGUUCUUGGUGGUGGGCGGGGAGGACUUGCCAGAAGCAGAGGUGUAG
Molecule: messenger RNA, 5655 nt
Organism: Pipra filicauda (Wire-tailed manakin)
Lineage: Eukaryota; Metazoa; Chordata; Aves; Passeriformes; Pipridae
Product: protocadherin-16-like
Biological process (GO): homophilic cell-cell adhesion
Cellular component (GO): plasma membrane
Molecular function (GO): calcium ion binding
Source: RefSeq, a predicted model, not a curated record